CUGCUGUUCUUUGAUUCACCCUAGCAGAAAGCAAUAUGUUAUUGUUUGCGAAGUUUGAAGUAUCGCAUCUGAUGUCAUAAAGAUUGUCUUAUAUGCUACCUGGUGAAAGUGGCGUGGAAAACUAUGCUAGUUUUACGUAUCCGUACUGGAUGCUUGUCAUCUUUUGUUAUGUGAUAGCCCGUUUAUGUCCAUUACAAGCAUGAUUUGCGGAAAUACAGAGUGCGAGGAAGGAAAUGAGGAUCCCAUCAAUGUCAGUCGCACUCUGGCGUCGACACCAUCGUCAUCAACAUCAGGGUGUAUAUCAGGGGACGAUACGUGGGAUGGAAAGUCAACGAUUCCGCCAAGUUUAAUAAGUGUGGCGAAUUGCCUUUCGAUUUCAGAGGAUGGGCCUGGACUUACCUCAGUGGAAGAGUUGACGAAGGCUGUGGAGCAAUGCAAGGAUAUGGUAUUGGAAAGUCCAGAACGCUCGGAGGAGAGAAAGUGGUUGGUGAGGCGCUUAAUCGAACUGCGUUUGCGACUGCAAGAAGCACGAGAUGUGGCUGAAGAAUUAACCUGUAGCCCUCGGGAAGAUAUCAAAGUACGCUUAGGGCAUCAUUUUGUAUUUCAGAACCAGCCCGUUUCUGCAUCAAAACAAUACUGUGAUAGAUGUUGUGGUGCUGUCUGGAGUAUGAUUCAGUCAUGGUAUCAGUGUAGAGAUUGUUUGUAUGUUUGUCACACUAAAUGUCUUGCACAAGUAUGCAGAAUUUGUGCUCAUGUUAUAGCAUCAGAGAAUCCACAAUACAUUAAGGACAUAUGCCCAGAAGUAGGACUUUCUGCUCAGUCAUACAGAUGUGCAGAAUGUAAAACACACAUAACAUUCACCUUCCCAAAAGGACUGACAUGUUUUGGACGGCCAUUCACAUCAGAAAACAGCUGGGUGGAGCCACGUCUGUGUGAUUAUGAUGGCUGUUAUUACUGUCCAAGCUGCCACUGGAAUUCCAUGGCUGUAAUACCAGCAAGAGUUAUCCAUAACUGGGACUUUGAGGAAAGACCUGUGUGUCGCGCUUCAAGACAGUUACUCCAGCUAAUGAUUAAGCGGCCUUUGUUGAAUCUGGAAGAACUGAAUCCAAGAUUAUUUGGUUUUGUUGAAGAACUUGGUUUUGUGAAGAAAAUGAGGGAGGACAUAAUGAUUAUGAAGAAGUACUUCAUUUCUUGCAAAGACGCAACUGAACAGCGACUGUUGUGGCAACUGAAGGAUUACAAUCAUUUCAUUGAUAAUGUGGACACAUACAGUUUACAGGAUCUUAUUGACACUAAUUCAGGAAGACUGCCUGACAGACUAAGUAAGAUCCACGCUGAAUUCACAAUGCACAUCAAGGAGGAAUGCAAGGUAUGUUAUGGUAGAGGCUAUGUAUGUGAACUUUGUGAAGAAGACCAAGUGAUAUUUCCUUUUGACUCUUCUGCUGUAAGUUGCAUAAAGUGCUCUACUGUUUUCCAUCGCAACUGUUGGAGCAGAAAAAAUCAGCAGUGUCCUAAGUGUUUACGACUCGAAGAGCGUGCAAAGCAGAAGGAUGCUUCGAGUGACAGUGAUUAAGGCUUAAAUCUUUUACAUCAAUGGAAAGUUUAACAGUCUUCAUUAUCCUUUGUUUUCCAUGUGUUCUGUGAACCCUUGUAAUAAUUAAUAUUAACGAUUGCUUAAAGGUUUUUGAAAUUUAGAUUCUGAUCGCCAAGAAAAGAAUUGAAUUGUUUCUAUGUCAUUUGCAUUGUAUGUAGCUUAAAAAAUAAAUGUAUAAUUUGUUUUGUAUAAAUUGCUUCUAUAGUCAGAAAAUUAAUGUACAAAAUAUAUAUAUAUAUAUCGUGUGUGUUUGUGUGUGGGGGGGGGGGGGUGCACUUUGUUGCUCAAAUUCUGAAUGAAGUCUUUUUAUUAGUUUAAAUGGCAAGAAUUCAUUACUACCAAAAUAUUUGUUUGUAUCUUGCACUUGAUGGAUGACAUUAUUUGUAUAUGCAUAGACAAGGCUCCUUGUUUUGUUGUUUAAUUUUAUUUCUGCUAGACUGGUACUGGGCUACACAUAAAUCUUCAGUAGUCCUGCAGACAACAUGCAAUAACACAGAAAAUACAUAAUACCAUGUGCUACAGGAUGUUUCACAAUUUGGAUAGAUUUUUUGGAAAUUUUAAUCUAAUUUUUAAUUCAUUUUUAGCUGCUCCUCGCUGUGCUAUAGGUGAGGCAAUGUGCUUUACAUUACCAGUGAUGUAUUUUCUUGUACAAUAUUAUAGGUUUGUGUGUGUUAUUUUCUGUGACUUAUGUAAUGUGGAUAUUUCCUUUGUUUAAGUGCUUUGGUAGUUUUGGUUAUUAAUAGUAAAAAAUAUAUAAUACAAUUAGUACAAACACAGAUUGUAUAACAAAGAGAUAUAGUUAGCCCAUAACCUGAUCUUUGUUAAUGCUCAGUGAAGUCAAGAUGGAAGCUAAAUAUUUGCAACGUUAGUUCUGAUUGACUCGUCAACAUGAGCAGAAACUACUUCACCAGAUUUUGAUAGCUUUUUGCCAGUACACUCAAUUGAGUGCACAUGUGACACUGGUACUUAUUUGUACACUUAUUUAGAUUCUUUUUCCUUUGUUUUAAUGUUUGUGUCAACCUUUUCAAAUAGCUUUUCAGUUCCUUAUGAGCUUCCAGCUCCACUGAUGCUGUAUUAUACAGCUGUUCUUCUAGGCUGUGCUAGGUUGUGCACAGAGCACAGCUGGCUGCCAAAGUCCUUUGUCUAGGAAGACCCCUGUUUGAAUUGUUGUCCGGAAUGUAUCAUGUGCUCUAAUAACAUCAUCCAAGCCUUCUGUUUGUUACACUUACUUGAUGAAUACCUCGCAGGAGCAUUCCAACACCUUAAACAGUGUUUAGUGUUGCACCUGAUGCUCAAAAUGUUCCAUUUCAGAGGUAAGGAAAUGUAAUCUCCACGGUAAGGGUUUUAUUCCAGGUAGGCAUCUUGUCUGCUUAGCAGCUAUUGGUUGUUGCCUGAUGGCCAGGCUUAGUGUGAAUUUAGCUCACCAAAGAGCAUUUAACAGCAUCAAGUAGGAUGACAUGUUCACAGCAAUAACCAUUCCUACUGGACCUACAACAUGUGAAAAAGUUUCAGCCAGUAUCUCAUUUUGACAUCUGAAGUAAGCUCACAUCCAGUCUCUGAAAAAUAUCUGUACAGUGGGCAUUAGUAGAACAAAUGGCAAGAUCAUGAAACCCAGAUAAACAGUGAUGAUACAACAGUGAGGCAGAUUUUGCCACCUCUGGUGCAAAUAACUCUGUAAGAUGUCUGAAGCCACAGCAGGAUGUACCUCCUUACAGCUUGUAGGUGGCCCAUAAAUUUGUACUGAAUGUUGAGAACAUCAAAAAUGUGACAAGACUUUUCACAGUAAGCUUGUUCUAGCAUUGCCCACAGCUCUCCAUGAUGGUCCUCAACAAAAAAUGCUUCCACAUUGGUGCUCACCAAAUGGAAACUGAAGGUUUCAUGACAUUUUAUGCGAGUGUAAUCUUGGCACACUUCAUGAAGGAAGUUGAUGCUUUUGCCCAUAUGAAGAAUUUUGUGAGCUUGUGCCAAAGAUAUGAAACUUGGUGGGAGAGCUUCCUGAACAUAAUAUUUAUCAUGCCAUAAGCAGUCUCUUAUUUGCAGCUCUGAAGAAUUUAUUGCAGGGGUCCUCACAAUUGCCCAUCCAAAAUCCAAUAGAAAUUUUUACCUACAUACUAAUUAUAUUUGAUAUAUUUUACUAUUAAUAAUCAAAAUAACCAAAGUAAUUAAAUAAAAUGCAUGUGCACAUGUUGUAAGUCGCAGAAAAUAACAUGCACAAACUUACAAUACUGAUCAGUUUGAUGGCAAACUAAAUCGCAGCUACUGAAAAGUCCUGCUGCCUCAUCUGUUACACAAUGAGGAUGUGCUGAAAACUAAUUAAAAAUUACAGUAAAAUUUCAAAAAAUCUACAGCAAUUCUAGGGCAGCACAAAAAUAAAUUAUAUGUGCCUGAACAACUUACCCCAAAAUUUUGAAUGCAUCCCACAGCUUACAGUAUUAUUCAUAAUUUAUCUUCAGCAGGACUACUGAAGAUAGGCACAUAGCCUGAUACCAGCCUGGCUAAAAUAAAAAUAGACACUCAAACAAGCAGCUUAACCUAUUAACAUACAAGCAGUGCCAUGCUUCAACUUCAAACAGGCUGCAUAACACUAUGGAUAUAAAAUGUCUUGCACUUGUUUCCAUUUCUAUAUUUUUAAUAUGUAUUAGCAAUAUUACAUAAUUUUGUGUAUUGACGAAGAGAGAGAGUACAGCUGUCACUAAUCAAAUGGUUACAUAAAAUUUUAAUUAAUAACAAA
Schistocerca serialis cubense is the source of this 4325-nucleotide messenger RNA. RefSeq names its product differentially expressed in FDCP 8 homolog A (gene DEF8). The record is from RefSeq and is a predicted model, not a curated record. The transcript has 7 exons. The coding region runs from base 185 to 1573 and encodes 462 amino acids. NCBI's taxonomy places the organism in Eukaryota, Metazoa, Arthropoda, Insecta, Orthoptera, Acrididae.